This is a messenger RNA of Fusarium fujikuroi IMI 58289, 1278 nucleotides long. Its product is annotated as related to monocarboxylate transporter. Lineage: Eukaryota; Fungi; Ascomycota; Sordariomycetes; Hypocreales; Nectriaceae. Gene Ontology annotation, cellular component: fungal-type vacuole membrane. Gene Ontology annotation, molecular function: transmembrane transporter activity. The coding region runs from base 1 to 1278 and encodes 425 amino acids. The record is from RefSeq and is a predicted model, not a curated record. The transcript has 3 exons. Gene Ontology annotation, biological process: transmembrane transport.
AUGGAUACUGCCAAAGACAUAGCCGAUGAUAACCCUCUCGCCGAAAGCAGUUUUUCGGUCGAUGAUGCAUCACCAAAGCCUAUUCCAAAUGGCGGGUUACUCGCAUGGCUGCAGGUUGCGGGCUCGUUUUGCCUCUACUUUUGUACUUGGGGGCUGAUCGCAAGCUUUGGAAGCUUUCAAACCAUCUAUGAGCGCGACGAACUGUCAAAUCAUACACCGUUCCAGAUAUCAGUCAUCGGCUCUCUGCAGACAUUUUUGAUGGUCUUCUCAGGGUUCAUAGUUGGCCCGAUCUAUGAUUCUGGCUACUUUCGACACCUUCUGGUUGUCGGCUCUACCUUCAUCGUCAUCGGAACUGUACUUCAAAGUCUGAGUCAAAAGUACUGGCAGUACCUUCUCACUCAAGGCCUCAUGAUUGGUAUUGGCGCCGGUUGUCUAUCGAUCUUGAGUGUUGCUAUUACUUCGCUAUGGUUUACUACAAAAUUGCCCUUGGUCAAUGGACUCGCAGCUUGCGGUAGUGGACUUGGAGGUGUUCUUCUCCCAAUUAUGAUACGGGAGCUCAAUGCGCAGACAAGCUUGCCCUGGGCGACGAGGGCUAUGGCUUUGCUGCUGUUGGUUCUACUCCUGUUUUCCAACCUCGUGCUUCGCCCAGGGCCGAACCCCAGUGGGCCAGCUCAGCGAAGGCAACUCCUUGACAAGACGGCUUUCACAGACUGGCCGUAUGUUCUCUUCGUGGCUGGGUGUUUCUCUGUCUUUUUAGGCAUGUACACGCCGUUCGUUUACGUCCAAAGCUACGCUCUAGACAAAAGAAUCGCGUCGACCGAUCUUGCAGGGAAUCUGCUUGCAAUUCUGAACAGCAGCUCAAUCUUUGGCCGCAUCCUACCAGCUUUUCUCGCACAAACUCUUGGACCUAUGAACACUAUCAUCAGUGCAGCAGUCUUACUUGCCACGACAAGUCUGUGUCUCAUCUCAGCAACUAGAACUCCACGAUUGCUUGUUACCGUCAUCAGCCAAGGCUUUUUCACGGGUUCCUUCUUCGCUCUUCAGCCGACCAUUUUUGUCAGGCUGACUAGCGAUCCUCGAAGAAUCGGAACCAGAUUUGGUAUGGCCUUCUCGGUCAUGUCUGUUGCGCUGCUAUUCGGUCCGCCUGUAGGAGGGGCCUUGCGAAGGAGCAUGAGCUAUACGGCAGCUUGGGUUUGGGCUGGGCUGACUGUUUUCUUCGGAGGCAUGUUAAUCCUUUGCAGUAGAUUGCUGAAGGAUAAGAAGUCUUUGAUAGUCUGA